AUCGUAGGAAAGAUUGCUUGAAGAUUCCAACUCUGUCAAACAUCGAAUGAAGAAACAGAAAUGUACAGGGCCUCACUUGUCAAGGAAGUCUGUUCACUCGCCAGUAUCAGACGAGAACAAAAUCAGAGUCCCAAUGCAACUGGCAAGCGUAUUUCUCUUCGCCCUCGCAGCCUUGUCUCUGUAUUCGAGCGUGUUCUCUCUCGCCUGCUACGAUGACCCGUCGUCCGCAUCGUUCCCAAUAAUUCCAGUCUCUCUCAGAAAGUUUCGCAUGUCGGACGAGCAACUUCUGUUUCUGAGGACGGAUCAAAGCAAAUCGGACGGAUCGAGUGAAGAAGAGGAUGAAGGAGUGGACCCAACGCUGAGGAGUCUCUUGGCUGAGCCAUCUGAAUUCCAGAGCGACUCUUGUGCAAGUCGAGCCCAUCACCGACGACGACACAGACAGAGCCGCCACGAGCCGCAGCCGUCCCGAGAGCUCGUCCAGAAACUGCGAAACUAUGAGAUCCAACACCGUCGAUGCGCCGGCCGAGCGAUGGAUGAAUUUCUUCGACCGGAUGCAGACUUCGCAAGGCGAGGAAAUAGCUCUGAAGCGCGUAAUGGAUCGAGGGACGAAUGCCGGUACGUGGUGUGGAUCGCUUACAGCGGCAUGGGGAACAGACUCAUGACUCUCGUCUCCACUUUCUUAUACGCGCUGCUCACGAACCGAACUCUUCUGGUCGAUGGGAGCACGGACAUGGGCGAGCUGUUCUGCGAACCGAUUCCCCGGUCCUCGUGGCUCCUUCCGACAGAGAUCACGCGGGACUGGACUCGGACAUUGAACGAGUCUUCGCCGCGACGAUUCGGCCACAAAUUCAGCGUCUCCGACCACGCCUCACCGACAGCCACGGCCGAAUUCUCUUACGUCCAUCUGACGCAGACCUCCGACGACAAGGAUCAAGUGUUUUUCUGCGACCGAGGUCAAGAUCAGCUGGACUCGAAGCCGUGGCUGUUUCUGAGAUCGAAUGCUUACUUCGUGCCGGGACUGCUGUUCGUCUCGCAGUUCCGCGCGGAGCUUGAUUUGUUGUUCCGAGACAAGGAAGCGGUUUUUCAUCUGCUGGGCCGAUAUCUUCUGCACCCUUCUGAUGCCGUAUGGGGCUGGAUCACUCGAUUCCGCAAAGCUUACCUCGCGGACCACGAUCAUCAGGUCGGGAUCCAUGUCCGGACCUUCGGUGCCACCCCGCCGCCUACCGUCGCCGAGCAGAUCCAUCGAUGUGUCAGGAAUCACCAUCUGCUUCCCAGGGUGACGACGACGACGACGAAGAAGAACUUCUCCGGUCCGGAUCUCGCGAGAAUGUCGAGAAAUCUCGAGCCAGCGACCAUCUCGGUCCUGGUGACGUCUGGGCAGCAGUACUACUACGAAAAUCUCCGAGACCGAUUCCUCUCUGGACCUUCGGAAGGGGGAGAGAGCGUCUCCGUGCAUCGACUAAGCCUCGAGGCCUCGCAGAAGACUGACGCGUCGGGGCACGAUUCGAGAGCUUGGGCGGAGAUCUACCUUCUUUCGCUCAGCGAUGUGCUGGUCACGAGUGGCUGGUCGACAGUCGGGUACUGUGCCCAAGCACUGGCUGGCAUCAAACCCUGGAUUCUGCUCGACUCUGUCGAUGGUCGACCGGCCGAUCCCCCGUGCGUGCAGGCAAGAUCUGCAGAACCUUGUUUCCAGACUCCUCCGCAGGUCCACUGCUGUUUUGAGGAAGUACAAAAUCCCGCUGCUGCCUUGCCUUAUGUCCAGCCUUGCGAAGAUGUACCCUGGGGCAUCCAAUUGAUAACUCCCGCUCCCCCUUCCCGUCCUAUCUGACUCCUCGACAUCAUCCACUUCCCAUCUUGUAGCACAAACCUUGUCUUCUGUAAAUCAAAAUUAAAUUUCCGUUUCCACUGCACAUCCUUCAGCAUUCUCACAGAAUCUACUGGAUCACUCAUAGGGACGAGUCGAAGUAGCUUAGUAUACUUGAGUGGAAGGAAGGAAGGAUGGGAGUCAUGGAGAUCUGGAGCCUCUCUGGAACCCAAAAGCUCAGUCAGUUGUUUAGCAUUCAUAGGAGAAGAGCCAUUCCUGAGUAUAGACGAUCGAGAACAACUUCUUCGUAACUUCUGAAGUGAUCCUGCCAGCAGCAAAUCAGGAGUUCUCAUGAUUCGUAUAUGAGAUUCAUUUGUGGGCCUU
Messenger RNA from Marchantia polymorpha subsp. ruderalis, 2188 nucleotides. NCBI's taxonomy places the organism in Eukaryota, Viridiplantae, Streptophyta, Marchantiopsida, Marchantiales, Marchantiaceae. The record is from the annotation of a GenBank genome assembly.